AUCACAAUAAGAGACCCUGCCUUGUGCUUUCCCCCACUCAUUCUCAGUCUCUCCCUCUCACCACUCUCUCCACCUCCGCCACUUCCCCACUUCCCCCUCUCUACUAGUUUAAAAAGAAGGCUCAAAACAAGAGGCAACGACGACUUUCACUUUUUCCUCCUCCUCCCUCUUCUUUUCAUGCUCUGUUUCUCUCGUAAGCAGAGCAUGGAGCGCUUCACCAUUUCUUUCUUCCUAUUGAUCCUCUCCAUGCUUGCAACUGCAGAUGCGGGAACAAUCGGAAUAAACUACGGUAGAGUUGCCAACAACCUUCCUUCGGCAAUGAAGGUAGUUCAGCUCCUCAAGUCUCAGCGUCUGACCCGAGUUAAGCUCUACGACACUGAUCCGGCCGUGCUCAAAGCCUUUGCUGGCUCAGGCAUCGAUGUCGUCGUUGCCUUGCCAAAUGAGCAGCUCUACGCGGCGGCCAAGAGGCGGUCCUUCGCGGACACGUGGGUCCAGAAGAACAUCGCUGCUUACCACCCAGACACCCAAAUCCACGCCAUUGCCGUGGGGAAUGAAGUCUUCGUGGAUCCACACAACACAACCGAGUUCCUUGUCCCAGCCAUGCGCAACGUUCACGCCGCGCUGGUUAAAUACAACCUUGACUCCGCCAUUAAGGUCUCCUCUCCCAUAGCCCUCAGUGCUCUCCAGUCCUCCUACCCAUCCUCUGCCGGAUCUUUCAAAACUGAGUUAGUCGAACCCGUCAUCAAACCCAUGCUGGAUUUCUUCCGCCAGACUGGAUCAUACCUCAUGGUAAACGCCUACCCAUUCUUCGCUUACGCAGCAAACUCCGAUGUUAUCUCCCUCGAUUAUGCUCUCUUCCGAAACAACCCGGGUGUCGUGGACUCCGGCAAUGGCUUAAGGUACUUCAGCCUCUUCGAAGCCCAAAUCGAUGCGGUAUUUGCAGCCAUGUCGGCUUUGAAAUACGACGACAUAAAGAUGGUCGUGACCGAGACGGGCUGGCCCUCGAAGGGAGAUGAGAACGAGACGGGAGCGAACGAGGAGAAUGCAGCUGCUUAUAACGGGAACCUGGUGCGCAGAGUUCUUGCCGGAGGUGGAACCCCGUUGAGGCCUCAGGAAGACCUGGAUGUGUACUUGUUCGCGUUGUUCAAUGAAAACAAGAAGCCGGGACCGACAUCUGAGAGGAACUACGGUCUGUUUUACCCUAACGAACAGAAGGUUUACGACAUACCACUAACAUCGGAGGAGGCGAGACAGAAGGUUCCGGUGAACGGCGGGAAGAAGAACCAGAUGACGCCGGUGAACAAUGGAGGGAGCGUUUCGACGAGCUCGUCGGGGCAGACUUGGUGCGUGGCGAACGGGAAAGCCGGGGAGCAGAAGUUGCAGGCGGCACUUGAUUAUGCUUGCGGAGAGGGAGGAGCUGACUGCCACCAGAUCCAGCCAGGUUCCACGUGUUACGAUCCUAACACCCUAGAAGCGCACGCCUCAUUCGCGUUCAACAGCUACUAUCAGAAGAUGAGGCGUGGGAUGGGAACAUGUGACUUCGAAGGGGCCGCAUACGUUGUCACUCAACCUCCCAAGUUUGGGAAUUGCGAGUUUCCUACAGGAUAUUGAGAAGACAAAAGAACUGGCAUUCGGUGGAUCUGAUUAGAAGAAGAAAGGAGGAGAAUGGUUAACAUUUUCAUAUAGCUUAGGAUUUUUUUUUUUUUUUUCUUUGCUUGUAUGUAGUGUAGUGAGUAGUUGUGGUUGUUGAAAUUUAUAUGACUGAGAUAUGUGUAAUUAGAUCAAAUCCAUCCAUAUGAGUACAUAUAAAUAUAUAUUUAUGUUCAUUUGAUUUCAA
This is a messenger RNA of Nelumbo nucifera (sacred lotus), 1837 nucleotides long. Its product is annotated as glucan endo-1,3-beta-glucosidase 12-like. Gene Ontology annotation, biological process: carbohydrate metabolic process. The record is from RefSeq and is a predicted model, not a curated record. Gene Ontology annotation, molecular function: hydrolase activity, hydrolyzing O-glycosyl compounds. Lineage: Eukaryota; Viridiplantae; Streptophyta; Magnoliopsida; Proteales; Nelumbonaceae.